GUUUGAUUAAUCAGUCCAACAAAAUCCAAAUUUCCUAUGCCCUUUUCUUUUUUCUUGUACAAAUGCAAUUAAUUCAUGAUUAGAAGAGUUAAAGACAAAAUAAGAGAGGAAGAUCAAAUAAAGAAAUCAAGUUAAAUCAAGAAAAAGAACAACAAGAAGAAAAUAGAAUAUUAAUUAUGGCUUGUUUUUUCCCAUAUAAUAGCAGAAACUUGGAUACAAGUUUCUUCAUAUUCAGGCCAACAAUUGUGAUUGUGGAUGAUCUUUUGGAAGCUCUCAAGCAUUUCUCUUUUUCUACUCAAAGUCUUGGAUGUGUACAUAGUGCUAUUUUUAGAAGCAUUCAUGGGAAUAUGAUGGUAUGGUAUGGAGCAUGGAUAAAGAGAUCUAGUGAGAAUAAGGACUCACUGGCUGCAACUCUUCUUUCCAUGUUAACAAGUGUAUCAAGCAUGGCAAUUCUACUAGAACAUGGCUUCUUUGAUGCAUAUGCUGGAGAAUCAAAGGAUCAUUCACCCGCCGCGAAAUUCUACACAGGGGAUAUAGUUUCCAUGAACUCUGCCUCUUUCUCCCUUCACGAAAUGUCACUCGAAGAUUUUACAUACGCGUGCUUAGCCAUUUUCAAGGACCGGUUCCACAAGAUGGAUGGCGCGGUAUCUGGGGUUUGCUUGAAGUGCCAUCAACUACCUAAAGUAGCCGCGGUUUUCGUGUGGAAAUCCUUACAAUGUUGCUACAAUUACAUAUUGAAUCAAGAUUCUAGGAGUGUUCUUCCUUAUUUUGAUGGGUUUUCACUAGAUUUGAAAUAUGAUGUGUUUAAGGUUGUUUAUGUUAGUGGAGAUGGUCCCUUGAAUUUUCAUCUUUUCCCUCCUCACAAGAUGUUGGAGGGCAAAGAAGGGUUACAUAAUGUUACUCAAGAUCUUAAUAGAAUUACUAAAUAAAAACUGAAAAUAAGAGGUAAGUACUAUAUAUUGGGCAUAGAGACAUGUGGAUCAUGCCUUCAAUUUUGGUAUGUAAUUGAUAAAGUUUACUAUGAGGAAAAUGAAAAUUUUCUUUUA
Messenger RNA from Solanum dulcamara, 1046 nucleotides. RefSeq lists its product as uncharacterized. The record is from RefSeq and is a predicted model, not a curated record. NCBI's taxonomy places the organism in Eukaryota, Viridiplantae, Streptophyta, Magnoliopsida, Solanales, Solanaceae. The coding region runs from base 177 to 929 and encodes 250 amino acids. The transcript has 3 exons.